AUGCGAAGGAAGAGUUCAGAUGGCAAUAAGAGCCUCGCGUCAGAGUCCAAAGCACGAGAAGAAAGUGAGAGCUUUGCACUGGACGUACAGACGGAGAAGGAGGAGAGGUCACCGUCGCCUCUACUCAGUCCGUUGCAUUCGUUGCGCUCAUUGGUGAAGAAGUGUAGUACCGGGGUGACCACUGGCAUUCCCAGAGACUUUAGUUAAUCCAUUGGUGAAGAAGUGUAGUACCGGGGUGACCACUGGCAUUCCCAGAGACUUUAGUUAAUCCAUUGGUGAAGAAGUGU
Sphaeroforma arctica JP610 is the source of this 287-nucleotide messenger RNA. RefSeq lists its product as hypothetical. Bases 1 to 207 code for a protein of 68 amino acids. The transcript has 2 exons. Lineage: Eukaryota; Ichthyosporea; Ichthyophonida. The record is from RefSeq and is a predicted model, not a curated record.